AUGAAUACAAGUACCUACUACGGACCGCCACCCCCACAAAUCCCAUAUGGGACAAGGCCGGAUCUCCGAAGACCAUCACAACCCUCACUGGAAGCAAGCAUAUCCAACCUUACGCGCAUCAAUGCCGUUUAUUAUCCCAAUUAUCGCGUUUACCGCGACGAGACGCCGGCCACUUUGAAUUACAAUUGUAUCAGCCACGUUUUUUAUGCUUUUGCUCACGUUUCGGCUGAUGGGAUUGUUUCCUUAAGCGAUGAAUGGGCCGAUUUAAACAUGCCAGUCGAUGGAGCAACAGGAUGUUUAGGAUCUUUCAUGCGAUUGAAAAAUGAACAUCCAUAUCUCAAAUUGAUAUUGUCCAUUGGCGGUGGAGCAGCAAGCCACAAUUUUGCUACUGUUGCAUCCAGUGCAUCAACUAGAGAUAAUUUUGGACGGUCUGCGACAGCCUUAGUUCAGGCUUCAGGAUUCGACGGUAUUGAUAUCGACUGGGAGCAUCCAUCGGACGAUCAUCAAGGUCAAAAUUUCCUCUCACUUCUUGCCGCAGUCCGACUUCAUCUUCAGGAUGAUCGAUAUAUUCUUAGCGCAGCAUUACCAGCCGGCCAGUGGGCAUUGCAGUAUAUCGACCUAUAUAGAGCCCAAGACUACCUUGAUCUGAUCAACUUAAUGGCCUAUGACUUCGCAGGAUCCUGGUCUCCACAAGCAGGACAUCACGCUCAAUUGUAUCCUGGACGAUCCGACGAGCCUUCCGGUUCUGCUGCGGUAGAAUAUGUUAUAUCUAGAGGCUUUCCACCGCAGAAAAUCGUCCUUGGCGUUCCAGUCUAUGGAAGAUCUUUUCUAGGCGCACAUGGACCCCGUUAUCCGUUUAAUGGAGCUGGGGGUGAAGAGGGAACCUUCGAGUACAAACAUCUCCCUAGGGACGGAACGGAAGAAAUUGUCAACACCAGGGUAUGCGCAGCAUUCUGCACAGGCGGAGAUGGUGGUUUCGUUACCUAUGAUAAUCCAGAAACUGUUAAAAUGAAGGGAAACUACUGCAGAGAAAAGGGUCUCGGAGGAUUAUUCUACUGGACAGGCACGGCCGACGUUUCAGCUGGUCCUCGAUCGCUGAUCUCUGCUGGUUUCAAAGCCCUACACGGCUCCUAA
This is a messenger RNA of Glarea lozoyensis ATCC 20868, 1134 nucleotides long. Its product is annotated as (Trans)glycosidase. The transcript has 4 exons. Lineage: Eukaryota; Fungi; Ascomycota; Leotiomycetes; Helotiales; Helotiaceae. Bases 1 to 1134 code for a protein of 377 amino acids. Gene Ontology annotation, molecular function: chitinase activity; chitin binding. Gene Ontology annotation, biological process: chitin catabolic process; carbohydrate metabolic process. Gene Ontology annotation, cellular component: extracellular region. The record is from RefSeq and is a predicted model, not a curated record.